GGGUCUGAGUCCAUCAUUGAGCUCAUUGUGUGUUGGUGAACAAGAAAGCACUGAUAAUAGGAUUGAGCGACCCCUCGAUGUGCGGUCGGCAACUUGGACGGAGAGUGAGAACAAGCUUGGUUCAGCAAUCCGCAACUGCGACUGUUUCGGAAGGUGGUUCUAUUGACAGUUUUCUCGGGUGUUGGUCUAGGUCCGACGGCUCUGAGCUGACGCGCGGAUUCGGCAUCGUGCUUCUAGACCAGUAUCUUUGACAUUUCACUUUGCUCUGCUCUGACUAGCAAGAAUCUGGCCCCGUACCAUACAUCGACAUGGCUACAGUCAAACUUGCUACCCUUGUUAUUCGAACACUUGCCAAGCCCAUCUCUUCACAACUAAAGAACCAGGCAAAGCAGCACGAAACCUUCCGUUCGAUAUGUAUCUCCCUUGCUCAGAGGAUGCAUAUGACCGAAGUUAAGCUGAGGACGAAUAUCCUCGGUGAACCGGCCAGGCAACAUGUCAAGCCAUUAUCAGAAACGAGAGCAGUCGAAAACGGUGCCAACACAUUAGCAGAAGGUUUCCUGUUUUCAGUCGCCGCACUAUUAAUAAUAGGCGAGACAUGGCGAUCGUCUCGAAGUCAGUCUAAACAGCGAGGUGACGUUAACGAACGGAUUGAGGAGCUCUCUUCGAACGUUGCAUCACUCACAGAGCGCCUGGAGAGAAUCCAGGAAAGCUUGGGGGAUGUCGAAUCAGAACGUGCGCGGAAUAAUGAGCUGGCGAGGAUUGUUGAGCGGGUGGUGGAGAUCGGCCUUCGAGGCGGAUGGGCAGAGUUUGAAGAUACGCCAUUGAAGAUUCCCAGGGUGGAGCUUGCACCGACCUCGUCGAGGGUACCACCCUGACAUAGACCGUCGGGAUGUCUCUCCGCAUAGUCCUCGCCAUAUCCCUUUACCUAUCUACACCCGAACAAUUAAUAUUAUGCAGCUCCUCUCAAAACCAUUUGACACAGGAAAGGACUUGCUGCAGUGUAUGACGGUAUUCAUUUCAACACUGAAAAGUGGAAUUAUCCUUGGAUCACGCGAGCCUUUAGAGAAGAGCGAUCACACAUAAUUUUAUCCCCAAAACUGCGACCUUUGUCC
Molecule: messenger RNA, 1112 nt
Organism: Suillus subaureus
Lineage: Eukaryota; Fungi; Basidiomycota; Agaricomycetes; Boletales; Suillaceae
Product: OPA3-domain-containing protein
Exons: 7
Coding region: 309-875 (188 amino acids)
Biological process (GO): regulation of lipid metabolic process
Cellular component (GO): mitochondrion
Source: RefSeq, a predicted model, not a curated record